AUGGCCACAUUCCUCUCCGGGGCGGCCUUUGGCGCCGCCAUGCUCGCCGCGGGCUUCUACAACCCGGCCAUUGUGCUCGCCCAGCUCAAGUUCGAAAACAGCCACAUGAUCCAGGCCUUCCUCGCCGCCACAGCCACCAGCGCCGUCGCCUACACCGUCGUGGAGAAGCUCGGCGUGGUCUCCCUGACGCCGCGGAGCAACUCCCCCCUGGGCGUGCUGUCCAAGUACGAUGGCAACAUCAUCGGCGGCUCCCUCCUCGGCGCUGGCAUGGCCCUGUCCGGCUCGUGCCCCGGCACGAUGCUCGCGCAGAUGGGCGCGGGCGUCACGACGGGCUUCUACGUGUUCCAGGGCGCUGUCCUGGGCGGCAUCCUAUACACGGGCUUCAUCGCGCGCGCCGUCAAGGCCAGCAACGACAAGGCAGGGACCAAGGCGGACGUGUCCACCCUCAACGAGGCCCUUGGCUUGUCGAGGACGGCGACGGCAGCCUUGCUCGAGAUGGCCUGCGCGGCCGCCAUCAUCGGCACAGUCGUAUACACUAGUCCAGCGCCUGGACUCAAGAUCCCCGGCUGGCAGGGUGGUCUGCUCAUCGGCUGCGCCCAGCUCUUCUCCAUGCUCACCCGCCGGAGCAUGAUGGGCGUGUCUGGGUCGUAUGAGGAAGCAGGCAAACACUUUUGGUGGCUCCUCGGCGGCGCGGGCUCGGCGUCCCAGCCUGGCUACGCCAACAUGGUCUUUGCGGGCGGCGUGGCCGCUGGCGCGUGGGCGUUGGGACGCCUGGUGCCUGGCAUCGUCGUGGGACCUGUCAAGGAGUUGUCCCCCGCGCUGGCGAUCUCAGGCGGCGCCCUCAUGAUCAUCGGGUCGAGGCUCGCGGGUGGCUGUACGUCUGGACACGGCAUCAGCGGCAUGUCGUUGCUCUCGACCUCGAGCGUCAUCACAAUCAUGAGCAUGUUUGGUGCUGGAUCAGCGGUAGCCCUCAGCUUCCUUUGA
Emericellopsis atlantica is the source of this 984-nucleotide messenger RNA. RefSeq lists its product as uncharacterized. The record is from RefSeq and is a predicted model, not a curated record. Gene Ontology annotation, cellular component: plasma membrane. The coding region runs from base 1 to 984 and encodes 327 amino acids. Lineage: Eukaryota; Fungi; Ascomycota; Sordariomycetes; Hypocreales; Bionectriaceae. The transcript has 2 exons.